Molecule: messenger RNA, 1104 nt
Organism: Plasmodium malariae
Lineage: Eukaryota; Apicomplexa; Aconoidasida; Haemosporida; Plasmodiidae
Product: glycerol-3-phosphate dehydrogenase, putative
Exons: 5
Coding region: 1-1104 (367 amino acids)
Biological process (GO): carbohydrate metabolic process; glycerol-3-phosphate catabolic process
Cellular component (GO): glycerol-3-phosphate dehydrogenase (FAD) complex; cytosol
Molecular function (GO): glycerol-3-phosphate dehydrogenase [NAD(P)+] activity; NAD binding; protein homodimerization activity
Source: RefSeq, a predicted model, not a curated record
AUGUAUAGAAACCUUUUAGAUAUAUUGAAAGAAGGCCCACUUAAGAUAUCAAUACUGGGAAGCGGAAACUGGGCUAGCGCAAUUAGCAAGAUUGUUGGUACCAAUGCAAAAAACAAUUAUUUAUUUGAAAAUGAAGUAAAAAUGUGGAUUCGAGAUGAAAUAGUAAACGGAGAGAAAAUGGUGGACAUAAUUAAUAAAAAACAUGAAAAUACCAAAUAUUUACAGGGUGUUCCUUUACCGCAUAAUAUUGUGGCUUAUUCUGAUAUGUCUAAGGUUAUAAAUAAUGCUGAUUUAUUGAUAUUUAUUAUCCCAUCACAAUAUUUGGAAAGUGUAUUACAUUUAAUUAAAGAAGACAAAUCAAUUAAAAUAGAAAAACAUGUAAAAGCCAUAUCAUUAACAAAGGGUUUCAUUGUCAAAAAUAAUAAAAUGAUACUCUGUUCAAAAUAUAUUAGUAAUUCUUUGGAUGUUCCUUGUUGUGCAUUGUCUGGUGCUAACAUUGCUAUGGAUGUUGCAAUGGAAUGCUUCUCAGAAGCUACAAUUGGAGGAGAUGACAAAGACGCAUUACCAAUUUGGCAAAGGGUCUUUGAUAUGCCUUAUUUUAAAAUAAAUUGCGUUAAUGAAUCAACUGGAGUUGAAAUUUGUGGAGCCUUAAAAAAUAUUAUAACGUUAGCAGCUGGAUUUUGUGAUGGUCUAAAUGUUUCUCCAAAUUCCAAGUCGGCAAUUAUACGAAUUGGAAUUAACGAAACAAUGCUUUUUGCAAAAAAAUUUUUUAAUUACUCGGAUGUUAGCAUACUUCUUGAAAGUUGUGGAAUUGCUGAUAUUAUUACUUCCUUUUUAGGGGGAAGGAAUGCAAAAUGUUCUGCUGAGUUUGUAAGGUGCCAGUUGAAAAAGUCAUGGGAAGAACUGGAGAAUGAAAUACUCAAGGGGCAAAAAUUACAGGGAACUGUGACUUUAAAAUAUGUUUACCAAAUGAUUAAAGAAAGUAAUGCAACCCAUGAAUUUCCCCUUUUUACGAUUCUUCAUAAAAUUUCAUUUGAAAAUGAAGAGCCCACAAAUUUAUUAAAAACAUUUAUGAAUUACACAAUUUCGACAGUAAACCCUUGA